AUGGACUUGCUCCGGCUUGAUCUAUCACACAAUGAUGCCUUUGUCAUCAUCAUUCAAGUUGUACAAGCAAUGGUUGACCGUAUUGAUGUAGAUGAAGGCAGUGUAGUCAACAUACUGCAACUUUUAGUUGUCCAGCAUAUCGGCAUGGAGAACCUGAUCAACAAGUCAGCCAGACCAUUGACCAGCUUUAAUGGAUCAACUUCAAUCACCGUGGGCACAAUAGACUUAGAUGUCUAUUCUCCAUUAGUGGUCAAUACACAGACUUUCAUGAUCAUCGAGGCAAUCUCCCCUACAAUGGUCAUGCUCUUCGGGAUGAAAAACGUUGGAGCAACCUACCAGAUGCUGGUGAAUAAGAUUUUCAAGAAGCAGAUAGGCAAGACAAUAGAAGUCUACGUCGAUGAUAUGUUGGUCAAAGCACCUUAG
This is a messenger RNA of Prunus dulcis (almond), 423 nucleotides long. RefSeq lists its product as uncharacterized. The record is from RefSeq and is a predicted model, not a curated record. The transcript is spliced from 2 exons. Lineage: Eukaryota; Viridiplantae; Streptophyta; Magnoliopsida; Rosales; Rosaceae. Bases 1 to 423 code for a protein of 140 amino acids.